UUUUCAAAAGAUGUCCAAGCUACCUACAAGAACAAAAUCUAACCCGUGUCUCUGAAUUCCAUUUCAUGAGCCUCUCAGAGGACCCAGACCUGCAGCCCCUUCUCUUUGGACUGUUCCUGUCCAUGUACCUGGUCACAGUGCUUGGGAACCUGCUCAUCAUCCUGGCUGUCAGCUCUGACCCCCACCUCCACACCCCCAUGUACUUCUUCCUCUCCAACCUGUCCUUGGCUGACAUCGGCUUCAUCUCCACCACGGUCCCAAAGUUGAUUAUAAACAUUCAAACUCACAAUGAUGUCAUCUCCUACGUGGGCUGUCUGACACAGAUGUCUCUUUUUGCCAUUUUUAUUUGUAUGGAUUAUAUGCUUCUGACUGUGAUGGCCUAUGACAGAUUUGUGGCCAUCUGUCAUCCCCUGCAUUACACAGUAAUUAUGAACCCUCGCCUCUGUGGCUUCUCAAUUUUGGUAUCAUUUUUGCUGAGUCUCUUGGACUCUCAGCUGCACAAUUUGAUGAUCUUACAAAUUACCAGCUUCAAGGAUGUGGAAAUUUCUAGUUUCUUCUGUGACCCUUCUCAACUUCUGAAUCUUUCCUGUUCUGACACCUACUCUAUUAAUACUGGCAAGUAUGUUCUUUUUGCCCUAUAUAGCUUUUUCCCCAUCUCAGGGAUCCUUUUCUCUUACUAUAAAAUUAUUUCCUCCAUUGUGAGGAUCCCAUCCUCAGGUGGGAAGUACAAAGCCUUCUCCACCUGUGGCUCUCACCUGGCAGUUUUUUGCCUAUUUUUAGGAACAGGUUCUGCAGUGUACUUUGGAUCAGUUGUAUCACAUUCUCCAAGAGAGAAUGUGGUGUCCUCAGUAAUGUAUACUGUGGUCACCCCCAUGCUGAACCCCUUUAUCUACAGCCUGAGGAACAAGGAUAUCAAAGGUGCCCUUUGGAAGCUUCACAGCAGGGCAAUCUAA
Molecule: messenger RNA, 953 nt
Organism: Marmota monax (woodchuck)
Lineage: Eukaryota; Metazoa; Chordata; Mammalia; Rodentia; Sciuridae
Product: olfactory receptor 7E24-like
Exons: 1
Coding region: 66-953 (295 amino acids)
Biological process (GO): G protein-coupled receptor signaling pathway
Cellular component (GO): membrane
Molecular function (GO): G protein-coupled receptor activity; olfactory receptor activity
Source: RefSeq, a predicted model, not a curated record